AUGGAGAACAAAAAUACUAGCACUCGUAUUGAACAGAAACCAGAAUCUCCCAAAGAGGAUUCACUUCUCCCCAUCGUUGAGAAAGGACUUUUCCUCCAUGAUUCUUUCUUCGAGGAUAUUCAGAAGCACUUUGAGACAGCCAUUGACCAAAUCCUGGAUACGUGGGGAGAAGCCAGGUCCGUGAGUGAUCUGAUGAGUAGCUACAGACGUGUAAAAGAGCGUAAUUUGCAGCAAGAGAACCAAGUCAUGGCUUUCAGCGAAGACGACCAGAAUCACAAGGUUGUGCUAGAUGUUCAUGACUUCAAGAGUGGAGACGUUAAGGUUAGAGUGGAAGACAAUCAGGUGGUGGUGGAAGGUCGAGUGGAAAAGGAAGAGGACGACUUCAAGUCUAUGAAAAGCUUCUGUCGACGCUUCAACUUCCCAGGCAAAGUAGCUAUGGAGGGCGUGACUUCUGCAAUGUCUUUCGAUGGCGUCUUGACUGUCACGGCUCCGAAGAUUCCACAGGCAGCAUAG
Messenger RNA from Penaeus indicus, 513 nucleotides. RefSeq names its product protein lethal(2)essential for life-like. The record is from RefSeq and is a predicted model, not a curated record. The transcript is spliced from 2 exons. Bases 1 to 513 code for a protein of 170 amino acids. Lineage: Eukaryota; Metazoa; Arthropoda; Malacostraca; Decapoda; Penaeidae.